Molecule: messenger RNA, 1231 nt
Organism: Phragmites australis (common reed)
Lineage: Eukaryota; Viridiplantae; Streptophyta; Magnoliopsida; Poales; Poaceae
Product: classical arabinogalactan protein 9-like
Exons: 2
Coding region: 161-943 (260 amino acids)
Cellular component (GO): plasma membrane
Source: RefSeq, a predicted model, not a curated record
UCGCUCGGCCGCACCCACCUGACCGUCCGUGCGUCGCCUCGCUCCCUCGAGUUUCCACCUAUUUAUCCACCGCGCCACCCUCUUGCGGCCAUCACUUGCGGUUUGCCUGCCAUUCCUCCCGUUGCCACUCGCACAAAAAACAGAGCACACACAGUUCGCAAUGGCGCGGGCUGCCGUCCUCUGCGCCGCGCUCCUCUUCCUCCUCUUGGCCACCUACUCCCUCGCGCAGUCGCCAGCGGCCGCGCCGGCCAAAGCGCCGCCCAAGUCCUCCAAGGCCACGACGGCCCCUGCAGCCACGCCCACCGCCACUCCCGCUCCACCUGCCCACGCGUCCAACCCCGCCGCCGCGCCGUCCGCCACCCCGGCCACACCCGCGCCUAAGAUCUCCCCCGCCACUUCCGCCCCGGCCGCCGCGCCAACCACGCCCGACACCCCGGCACCCGCCGCCGCGCCGGCCAAGCCGAAGGCAAAGGCACCCGCUCCUGCACCCCCCGCCAAGGCCACCUCCCCGGCGUCCCCGCCGACAAAGGCUGUGGCGCCUGCUCCAGCUGCCACUCCGCCUGCGGCGACCCCUCCCUCUGUCGAGGCACCCGCGGCCGAGCCACCUGCGCCAGUCGCCGAGGUGCCGGUCACCGCGCCGUCCCCGGUCACCAAGCCCACUGAGACCCCGGCCCCCGCGCCGGCCAAGAAGAAGAAGCCGUCGUCGUCCUCUAAGAACAAGAAGAAGAAGAAGGGCGCGUCUGCCCCUGCUCCGGCCGCGGAGGCCCCCGCCGCCAAGAGACCUAAGACCGCUGAGGCGCCCACGGCCGAGGCUCCCGGACCCAGCGGCGAUUCCGUCGCUGCCGACACCGCGAACGCUCCAGGGAGGACCACGGAGAGGACGGCGGGCGUGAUGGUGUCGGUCUUCGCUGUGGCACUGGGCGCGGCGGCUCUGCUAGCCUAAAUCCCGAGUAGUCGUGCGAUCCGAUGCGGAAUUGAUGCUGCUACUGUACUGCCCCGACUGGCCGCGCCUCCUUUUUUCGCUUUUUCCUUUGUGUAUUUUAUUUAUCGGAGGGCUGGCUGCCUUUCUUGUGUGUACUGUUUAGUAGGGCUCACAUAUUGAUUCACUUGUCCGGAUUCUCUUGCUUUAGGUCACAGAUGAUAUGAGAGAGUUGUGAGAGAGCGAAGGAGGGAAAGAGGGGACUGUUCAGAUUUAUUUAUAUAUAUAUAUAUCAUUGUUACUGCUCUUCUA